This is a messenger RNA of Lactuca saligna, 906 nucleotides long. NCBI's taxonomy places the organism in Eukaryota, Viridiplantae, Streptophyta, Magnoliopsida, Asterales, Asteraceae. The record is from the annotation of a GenBank genome assembly.
AUGGAAGCUAAUCGCAAACUCAAUCCUAUUGGUCCUCGCCAAUUAGGGUCUGAGAUGAAGGGAACUUUGCAAGCUGUGGAAAAACCUUCUAAAUGUGGUAAGAAGAAGGAAGAAAAGCCUGCUGAUCUAGGAAUGGAUGCGUCUUCAAAAGUUGACAGAUUAAUGAAGGGUGAUAAGGGGGGAUCCAAAAAGAGGAAAUCAGAGAAAGGGGGAUCUUCAGCUCAUCCUAAGAAAAUUAAAAAGAUGGAGAGAAGGUCUACAUCGGUUGAUGAUGAAGAAGAAGCUCAUCUUGAGGACUCACCAAGAGGAGACACACCUCCUAGAUCUCCAACUCCAACUAAUGAUCUCCAUACCAAGACCCUUCCUCUUCUCCUCCCAACCGCCAUCACCAAAGAACCUUCGGAGCAGCCACCUAGUCCCACCGCUGGCAAGACGAAGAGACUCAAGGGAUUAAGAACUCGUUUGUGGCGGUGUUGCUGUUUAGUACCGCCACCUCCAUCGUUUCCGGGUGGCAUUGACUUUUGCAUUGCCAUCAAUAGAAACCGAGCAAAGGACCCUCUUUUGUUGCCGUUCGUUGCUACCAUUGUUGCGCCGCUACCGUCGAUGGUGGACUCUCAUCGUCACCUUCCGCUGCUAGUCGUUGAUGCUGCCGUUCUAGUGGCCAUCAUGUUCCAGCCACGACUUCUCGUCGUCGCCAAUGCAGCCCUCAUGUCGCUCCGAUUGUUGCUUAGCGUCCCAAGGGACGACCAUGCUUGUAUUUCACAAGGUUGCGAGUGCGUUGCUGCUUCAAGUUCGAGUGAAGUGUGGUCGUUUGGUCUAGCCAGAAAUCAAGAGCGAGCACCGCCACCACCGGCCACCAUAAGGUGUGUUGGGUAUAUGGUGUUGCGUCUUGGGGUCGUCUCUUAG